AAAAUACAGUCGGCAUCCUGACUACAACUCGUCUCGCCAAAUCGAUACUAUGACUUCCAGUGAAAUCGAGAUCCCCAGCGAGGUGAAGACUGACCCCGCCGCUCUGAUCGCUUCCCUCCAACUGCUACCAUCCCCAACACCGAACCUGGAAAUCCAACACACCAAGCUUUUCAUUAACAAUGAAUGGCAUCAUUCAGUGAGUGGGAAAACUUUCUCCACCUACAACCCUUCAACAGGAGAGAAAAUCUGUGAUGUUCAAGAAGCUGACAAGGCUGAUGUGGACAAGGCAGUACAGGCUGCACGGAUUGCCUUCUCCCCGGGCUCUGUGUGGAGGAGGAUGGAUGCUUCAGAGAGGGGUCGGCUGAUCGACAAACUGGCAGAUCUGGUGGAACGGGACCGAGCACAUCUUGCUACACUUGAAUCUCUAGACAGUGGAAAGCCAUUUCUCCAGGCUUAUUAUGUUGACCUACAGGGAGUCAUAAAAACUCUCAGAUACUUUGCUGGUUGGACUGACAAGAUUCAUGGCAAGACAAUUCCAGUCGAUGGAGAUUAUUUCACAUUUACAAGACAUGAACCAAUAGGGGUGUGUGGACAGAUCAUCCCUUGGAAUUUUCCCCUACUCAUGUUUGCAUGGAAGAUAGUUCCUGCCCUGUGUUGUGGUAACACAGUAGUCAUCAAACCAGCAGAGCAGACACCCCUGACUGCGCUCUAUAUGGGAGCCCUUAUCAUUGAGGCUGGUUUUCCUCCAGGUGUGGUCAAUAUUGUGCCUGGAUUUGGUGUGACGGCUGGUGCAGCAAUAGCUUCUCAUAUGGAUAUCGACAAAAUCGCAUUUACAGGAUCAAAUGAGGUUGGAAAAUUAAUCCAGGAAGCAGCUGGGAAGAGUAAUCUGAAGAGAGUAACACUGGAGCUGGGAGGAAAGAGUCCGAACAUUAUUUUUGCAGAUGCUGAUUUGGACUAUGCUGUGGAACAGGCUCAUCAGGGAGUGUUCUUCAACCAAGGCCAAUGCUGCACAGCAGGAUCACGGAUCUAUGUAGAGGAGCCAAUCUAUGAUGAGUUUGUCAGAAAGAGUACAGAACGUGCACAGAGGAGAACAGUAGGAAACCCUUUUGAUCCUGCCACUGAGCAGGGCCCACAAAUUGACAAACUGCAAUGUGAUAAAGUCCUUGAACUUGUACUAAGUGGUAUCGCUGAAGGAGCAAAGCUUGAAUGUGGUGGCAAAUCACUGGGGAAGAAAGGAUUCUUCAUUGAACCCACUGUAUUUUCAAAUGUCACAGAUGACAUGAGGAUAGCGAAGGAAGAGAUUUUUGGCCCAGUUCAACCAAUCAUCAAGUUUAAAACUAUGGAAGAGGUUGUGGAAAGGGCCAAUAAGUCUCAGUUUGGUCUAGUGGCUGCGGUGUUCACCAAGGAUAUCGAUAAAGCAUUAACAGUUUCUGCAGCUAUGCAGGCUGGGACAGUCUGGAUUAAUUGUUACAAUGCCUUAAAUGUCCAAAGUCCCUUUGGAGGAUUUAAAAUGUCUGGCAUUGGAAGAGAAAUGGGAGAAUAUGGGUUAAGGGAAUACACGGAAAUCAAAACUGUGACUGUCCGAAUUCAACAGAAGAAUUCUUAAGGUUGUUGGUGGGGUUGAUGCUUUGUAUAUGGACACAGUGAAUCCAUUCUGUUGUCAGCAGGACAAACAUGCACAAUGCUGGUUGUGCAGCAUACGGUUGAAGCUUUAUCUUAUCAAAAGUAACAAAAAAAACUAGUGAAUGUAUAUGUACCACAAAUACUGUGUAUUUGAGGAAAAUACAAUAAUCUCAGCAGAUUCCCCGAGUGCGUUCAUUAUACAUUGCCCCUCAAAAUCAUUUCUAGCCUUAUGGAAUCUGUCCACUGUGGAUAUUUAAUAGACCAGAAAACUUUCUGGUGUCACUGGAACCGAUGGCCUUGUUCUACCGCUGUUAACACUUUGAGAAGUGCCACAGAAACUACAGGGCCCUGGUUAAAAAUCAAUGUGUGCUAUGGGGUAGCUAAGGUAAGUGAAGGAGGAAUAAAUCGUAGGGUGAGGUCAACCUGAUAUUCGCAACCCUCCAGUGAUGCAGUGUAAACAUCAGUCCUGGCUCACUCAUUCUCUUAGAUGGGAAAGACACAAUUAGGCAAGCGAAUCCCAUGAUCCAGAGUGUUUUCAUA
Messenger RNA from Rhincodon typus (whale shark), 2163 nucleotides. It is a transcript of the gene aldh1a2, whose product is annotated as aldehyde dehydrogenase 1 family, member A2. Gene Ontology annotation, molecular function: aldehyde dehydrogenase (NAD+) activity. The transcript is spliced from 13 exons. Bases 50 to 1606 code for a protein of 518 amino acids. The record is from RefSeq and is a predicted model, not a curated record. NCBI's taxonomy places the organism in Eukaryota, Metazoa, Chordata, Chondrichthyes, Orectolobiformes, Rhincodontidae.